Messenger RNA from Diospyros lotus (date-plum), 822 nucleotides. RefSeq lists its product as uncharacterized. Lineage: Eukaryota; Viridiplantae; Streptophyta; Magnoliopsida; Ericales; Ebenaceae. The coding region runs from base 1 to 822 and encodes 273 amino acids. The record is from RefSeq and is a predicted model, not a curated record. Gene Ontology annotation, molecular function: aspartic-type endopeptidase activity. Gene Ontology annotation, biological process: proteolysis. The transcript has a single exon.
AUGGCUCCACUUUUGGUGUUACCGCAAGCACAACACCCAACAGCUAUUGAUAAGCCUCAUGUUCAGGGGCGAGUGUUUACUUUAACUCAAGUUGAGGCCAAGAAGGGAAACGACAAUAUCCAAGGUAUUCUCACUCUGUAUGAGAUUGAUGUGCAUGCCUUAUUCGAUACAGGGUCUACAAAUUCUUUUAUUACACCUCGAGUUGCAUGCCAUAUACCAGUCCUGAAAGUAUCACUAUCGUACUAUUUGAUUGUGACCACGCCCAGGAAUACAGAGUUGGUGGGUAGUGAGAUUUGUAGAGAUUGCAAGAUUAAGGUGCAUGAUAGGGAGCUGCCAGGUGAUCUAGUGGUGUUAGAUAUAAAGGAUUUUGACCUUAUAUUGGGCAUGGAUUGGUUAUCCAGACAUCAUGCUAAGGUUGAUUGUUAUGGGAAGGUGAUUCAUUUUGAAUUACCUCAGCAGGCGACCAUUGUGUAUAGGGGCAUCAAACCAAUGAGCUCAACUCCCAUGAUUUCGGUAAUGAAGGCGGAGAAGCUAGUGCAUCAUAGUUAUGAGGCGUACUUGGCCUUUGUGACGACAGGCAAGGAGAAUAGGAUGGAAUUAUCAAAAAUUCCAAUGGUUCGGGAUUUUCCCAAUGUGUUUCCGGAUGAGUUGUCGGGAUUGCCACCUCCAAGGGAGGUUGACUUCACCAUUGAGUUAGUACCGAGGAUGCAGCCUAUUUCUAAGGCACCUUACAGGAUGGCCCCGAAUGAACUGAAUGAGCUGAAAGUGCAAUUGCAAGAGUUAAUUGAGAAGGGAUUCAUUCGCCCGAAUGCCUCCCCUUAG